Malania oleifera is the source of this 599-nucleotide messenger RNA. Its product is annotated as zinc finger BED domain-containing protein RICESLEEPER 4-like. The record is from RefSeq and is a predicted model, not a curated record. Gene Ontology annotation, molecular function: DNA binding. The transcript is spliced from 3 exons. The coding region runs from base 123 to 557 and encodes 144 amino acids. Lineage: Eukaryota; Viridiplantae; Streptophyta; Magnoliopsida; Santalales; Ximeniaceae.
CUCACUUCGCCUCUCUAGUCAUAUGUAGCCCGUAGCUCAUAGGAGCCCAGCGGCAGUGCAGACGCAGGCACACAACCCCUCAGCCUCAGCCAUGUGAUUGAGAUCUAUCUAGACAGCAAGUAAUGCAAAGCUUCACUUCUCCUGAGCAAGCUUCAACUCCUUUUCAUUCAAACGAAGAUUUAACGAGUCCAUUAUUUACUGAGGUGGAAGGACUUGGUAAGCAAGUAGAAGCAAAUGAAAACUCAGUUGCUAGGAAGAGAAGGAAGAGGAAAUCCAAAUAUUGGGAGGAGUUCAAGGAAAUCACUCUUGGCGAUGGAACUAGGAAAAUGCAGUGCAUCCAUUGCAAGCAAAAUUUUGCCUUAAAUAAGUAUGGUGCUACAUCAACAUUUCUAAGACACUUGAAGAUUUGUGUCAGAUGCAAGUGCAAUCUUUCAAGAGAGCAAAACCUUUCUGUUAGUACAAAAAGGGCAAAGGGUGUGGCAUCUGCUCAAAACAUUAAUUAUGAUCAUGCAAGGGAUAAGGAGGAGAUGAAGAAGAUUGUAUUGUCAAAAGAUUAGUGGGAAACUACUUUGAAGUUUGAUUGAAGAAAUGAAUGGGAC